AUGAUGACGAUGGUACCGCCGGUGUCUGUCCUCGACGUCGAUGCAGUCCCGGAUCGCCUGCAUACCUGCAAGAGACGGCUAUUGGAGCAGUACCACAUCGACUCCCGAUCCAUCACCCUCAACCCACUGAGCCGGGCCAACACCACCGCCGGCAGGAAUGAGGCGGCGCAGCUCAGUGACGUGGAUGCGCAGCAGCCCAUCCUGCCGACUGAAUGCAACAAGCAAACGCCCGAGUACGUGCAGGAGGUGGCCCUGGGUGCUGCUGCAGACUCGACUGUGAAUCAGCAUACCGCUGUCGCAGCCAGCCAGGACAUUGUGGACCUCUUCUUCCUCGAGGGAAGCCAGGCCGUCAACGGCUUGUGCUUCUCGCCCUACCCCACCUACGGCUGGCGCACGGCGGAGGAGCGCCGGGCUGCCAUUUAUGCAGUGUUCAAGAAGUACAAUGUGGCCACGCACCUGCCUGCCUCACCGGCUGCCCUGGCCACCGCGCAGCACCACCACAGCCAUCAUCAGCACGCCUCCAUCCACGCCAUCAACAAGAUGGCGAUCGAGACGCGGGAGCAGUACUGGCGCCGCCUGUCAAACGUGUACAUCGAGAAGGGUGUGAAGGCGGCGGCAGCCACCGCCGCUGCGACUACAACUCCGACGAACUGUACCAUCUCAGGUGUCCCUCGCCACGAGCCCGAGGACCCGUUCUACAUCAUUGACCUCGGCCGUGUCGUGGAGCAGAUGGCGCGCUGGCGCCACGAGCUGCCGAUGGUGCGGCCCUACUUCGCCGUCAAAAGUAACCCGCAACUUGCACUUCUGGAGGUGCUCGGGGCCCUCGGCUCCGGCUUUGACUGCGCGUCGAAGGGGGAAAUCCAAACGGUGCUGGACAACCACCUCGUGGCGUCGCCAGACGACAUCAUCUUUGCCAACCCAUGCAAGCAGCCUGGCGACAUGCGGGAGGCGCAGGCACGCGGCGUGACCUACGUGACGGUGGACAACCUGCUAGAGAUUGAGAAAAUCAGCCGCCUCAUGCCCUCAGCCCGCGCGGUCAUCCGAAUCAAGACAAACGACAGCAAGGCCAAGUGCGCCUUCUCCACCAAGUUCGGUGUCCCCCUUAACGAUGUUGAGAGCCUGCUGCAGGCGGCUCGCCAGUUCAAAGUCGACGUGUACGGCGUCAGCUUUCACGUCGGCAGCAGCAACAGCGACCCGGCUACGUACGUGUCCGCAGUGCGCGACGCCUACCACGUCUUCCAGCAAGCCUCCCAGUACGGCUUCAACUGUACUCUGCUUGACAUCGGCGGCGGCUUCCCGAGCGUGGAGACCAACACGGCGAGCGGCGAGGCCACUUUCGAGGACAUCGCCCGUGCGAUUCGGCCAGUGCUGGAGGAGCUCUUCGGGGGUGGUGAUGUGACCAUCAUCAGUGAGCCCGGUCGCUACUUCACGGCUUCCACGCACGCACUUCUCGUGAACGUCUUCGCCUCCCGCAAGCUGCGGAUGUCCGAUGUGGAGAAGGCGAGCUCCCAGGCCCUCCAGUCUGUCGUGCCGAUGGACGAGCCCGAGGAGUACCAGUACUACGUCAACGACGGCCUCUACCACAGCUUCAACUGUAUCAUCUUCGAUCACGCCCAUCCGACGCUUCUCCUGCUGAACGACGGCGACGGUGCUGACGCAGUGGAGGGCAACAAGGAGGAGGGCGAGACCUCGCUGAGCAGCCGCACACGCCGCCCGUUGCGCAUCACGACCAUCUUCGGACCCACCUGCGACUCGCUGGAUUGUAUCCUGAGGAAGCAGCCCUUCCCAGAGAUGAAGCUGGGCGACUGGAUUCUGGUCCCGGACAUGGGCAGCUACACCACUGCCGCCGCCGCCCCCUUCAACGGCUUCUCGACGCACCGCUUUGAAUGGGUGAGCUCUAUUGCCUUAUAG
Molecule: messenger RNA, 1911 nt
Organism: Leishmania braziliensis MHOM/BR/75/M2904
Lineage: Eukaryota; Euglenozoa; Kinetoplastea; Trypanosomatida; Trypanosomatidae
Product: putative ornithine decarboxylase
Exons: 1
Coding region: 1-1911 (636 amino acids)
Cellular component (GO): cytoplasm
Molecular function (GO): ornithine decarboxylase activity
Source: RefSeq, a predicted model, not a curated record